AUGGCUGCUCCGCUGUUGAGCAUAAGUACCAAGGAGCACACCUUUGAGGCCCAGUUCCAUCCAUCACGUGCCUUGGUGGCCUGUGCCACCAUCACCGGGGAGGUGGAGCUCCAUAGCUUUGAUCUUGACCAAUGUAGUGAGGAAUUGUCCCAGACCAUCACUGGUCAUAAGCGCUCCUGUCGCGCAGCCAAAUGGAUGUCAGAGUCCAUCUUGGCCUCGACGGGUGCUGACAAGUUGGCGCUGCUGAGCGACUUGGAAAGCGACAAGCAGGUAUGGCGGUGUAAGCUAAAGUCUGCAGGCUAUUGCCUCUUGCCCUUGGACGAUCAGCGUUUCGCGGUAGGCGAUGACGACGGAGGUCUCCGAAUCUUCGAAGGUCGGCAGCCGAAGGCUACGGUCAGUUGGUUCGAGAACAACGAUUUCAUUGCCGACCUUGCCAUGGGCACAGACGGCACCAGCCUUUGCGCAGCAUCUGGAGAUGGCACCCUCGCAGUGUAUGACAUCCGCAAGAGCGGAGAGAAGGAUCCUCACUUCCUCACUUUCGCCUGCUGCAUGAAGCCACCGCUCGGAGCAAGAUUCUGGUAUGGUGACUAUCGCAGUUCACCAUGCUAUCAGCAGAUAGUUCCAUAG
Molecule: messenger RNA, 627 nt
Organism: Cladocopium goreaui
Lineage: Eukaryota; Dinophyceae; Suessiales; Symbiodiniaceae
Source: the annotation of a GenBank genome assembly